Molecule: messenger RNA, 1536 nt
Organism: Sphaeroforma arctica JP610
Lineage: Eukaryota; Ichthyosporea; Ichthyophonida
Exons: 2
Coding region: 1-1536 (511 amino acids)
Source: RefSeq, a predicted model, not a curated record
AUGGCGUUGACAAUCACUAUAGAAAUAUUUGUGUACUGUUGCUUCUGUUCCAUCUUCAUCCUCACAAUACCCAUAUUCUUCUGGCGGAGACGAUAUACAUUGAUCUCGGAGCGCACACCGUAUUUGGUAUUGUGGAUGCAGGUGCCUGUGUUUGGGCUCAUGACUAUUCUGUGUCUGUUAUACAGUGCAUUGAUCCCCAACUCCUAUGAUGUCACCAUCUUGGCGCGAUGUCUACAAACACUGUUCUUGUGCUCGGUCACUACACGCAUAGUCAAUGUCGUCAUCAAAUCAAUCCAACAGCAACACAUACAAAGUAUCAUACGUAAUCAGAUGCCGCUACUUGGCGCACCUAGUGACACGAAGAAUCCAGACAGUGGCAGGAGCGGCACAGUGCAGUAUAUGUGGUGGCAGUCAGCACAUCUUAUUAAACUUGGAAGAUCUCUAGGCCUGUCGAUUUGUGCCCCCGAACCCUCGCAAGUGCUGGAAGCAGGCACGUGUUCACACUAUACCUACGGCUGCUUGUUCUUUGUACAUGUGCUGUCCAUCUUGGUGCCUGCGCUGUUAACAUUCAUUCCCGUCAUGCGCACUCAGCGAGUGCUUCCGCUGUCGAAUGCGGAACAGGUUAAAGAGGGCGCCGGCGACAACGACGACUCGAGUGCUUUUGGACUGAAAUGCUCGGCUGCUUUGGACAGCCACACACCACUAGACACGGACAUUGGCGUAAUUGACGCAGAGAGAACUGCGCAAAACAACGAUACUUCGUAUUUUCCAGUUGAACAACCGUUACAAAUGACUAUGGUUCUGGCAAAUAGAUCUCUGGCGAGCAUGUUUUACAAGCAUCUUAGUCGUGAGUAUGCGACCGAGAACUUCCUAUUUUUGCUGUCCAUCAACAAAUUCCGAUCUCGUUUCAAUAUGGAAAUGUGUAUACCAAACAGUACCACGGGCAAGACCUCUACUACACAGAACACUGGAUCUAAUCUGAGGCGGGUGUCUGUCGGUUCCAAUACGAUAGUUUCUGAGAUGAUUGAGCAAGUAUUUGUGGACACCUCAUCGGAGCAGGGCGCAGUCAAACACAAGAGUAGCGAGGGCAAGAUCAAAAAUAGUUUCAGCACCGGGAUUGAGAACCUAGCUGGGGUACAAGGACUUACACUGCAAAAGGUGUCAGAAAAUGUGUCCUCAGGAGACACACAAUCAGAUAUGAGUACAAGUGAUGCACAGUGUUCGGGCGAUACAGCCCAGGUUGACACAAGUGGUGUACAGUGCCAGAGCGUUAUAAGUAAGGUUGCCAAUCGCAUUUACCAGCGUUUUAUCCGAACGUCGGCUGAGUUCCAGGUCAAUCUGUCUUAUGAGUAUGUGGCCAAUAUUGAAUGGUUGCUGGAGUCCGACGACUGCUUCGCGACAAUGUUCGAUGAAGCGGCAUGCAGUGUGACCAAUUUAUUGGACAAUGACACAAUAUCCCGGUUCAAGAAACUUCAUAGCAAGGCCAUUUACAAGGCACUGCGGAUGAUUGGCUCUAUGGGAGGCAGCACAGUAUAG